AUGCAAUUCUCUAUCCCCACAAUCAUUGUAGCUCUCCUUGCUACUUCCAUCGCAGCAACAUCAACUGACAGGAGAGCUACAAUGAUCGUGGGGAAAAUUUGUACGUAACGCCACUUGUUCAAGUCCUUCAUAAAAAGAUAUAUAUGUACUAACGAAUCUCUUUACAGUGUUGCGACCAAUGCGUUGGCGCCUGCAAGGGCCUGGCACCUGUACAAAGCCGAAUACCAAUUUUGAUACUACCGCACAAUACUGCUCCUGGCAAUGUGGACCGGAUGCCAAAUGCUGA
Molecule: messenger RNA, 286 nt
Organism: Hymenoscyphus albidus
Lineage: Eukaryota; Fungi; Ascomycota; Leotiomycetes; Helotiales; Helotiaceae
Source: the annotation of a GenBank genome assembly